AGCCGCCGCCAGCCAGCGCCGCUGUAACCCCGCGCACCGUCCGGUCGCUGGCUCCUGCCCCUUUCUAUCUGCGCCGACGCGGCGGCCGGAUCCCGGGGACUCCCCGCGCUGGGAAUCUCCCGCCAGCUGCGCGCUGCGUCCCGGCGACGGCAGGAGCACGUGGAGCGGCUGGUUAUCCAGAGCAGCAGCUCCAGCCCAGCCCGGCGGCGAGAUGGAAGACAUAAAACCAAAUGUGGAACUGAAGAGCACUCAAGAGCCGUCUGUGCCCACAGAAGGUUCAGAGCUUUUGAAUGACUACGAUUUAACCAAAGCUCAUGAAACAGAAAAUGUGGAUGGUACAGAAGGCCCAGCCAAUGAGGAUGAAGACAUAGGAGAUGAUUCAAUGAAAGUGAAAGAUGAAUACAGUGAAAGGGAUGAGAAUGUUUUAAAGCCAGAGCCCAUGGGAAAUGCAGAAGAGCCUGAAAUUCCUUACAGCUAUUCAAGAGAAUAUAAUGAAUAUGAAAACAUUAAGUUGGAGAGACACGUUGUCUCAUAUGAUAGUAGCAGGCCAGCCAGUGGCAAGAUGAACUGUGAUGUGUGUGGAUUAUCCUGCAUUAGCUUCAAUGUCUUAAUGGUUCAUAAGCGGAGCCAUACUGGUGAACGCCCAUUCCAGUGUAAUCAGUGUGGGGCAUCUUUUACUCAGAAAGGUAACCUCCUCCGCCACAUUAAACUGCACACAGGGGAAAAACCUUUUAAGUGUCACCUCUGCAACUACGCAUGCCAGAGAAGAGAUGCACUCACAGGUCAUCUUAGGACACAUUCUGUUGAGAAACCUUAUAAAUGUGAGUUUUGCGGAAGGAGUUACAAGCAGAGAAGUUCCCUUGAGGAGCACAAGGAGCGCUGCCGUACAUUUCUUCAGAGCACUGACCUGGGUGAGACUGCAAGUGUGGAGGCAAGACACAUCAAAGCAGAGAUGGGAAGUGAAAGAGCUCUCGUUCUGGACAGAUUAGCAAGCAAUGUGGCAAAGCGAAAAAGCUCAAUGCCUCAGAAAUUCAUUGGUGAGAAGCGCCACUGCUUUGAUGUCAGCUAUAAUCCUAGCUACAUGUACGAGAAGGAGAGCGAGAUGAUCCAGACCCGAAUGAUGGACCAGGCCAUCAAUAACGCCAUCAGCUAUCUCGGGGCCGAAGCCCUGCGCCCCUUGGUCCAGACGCCACCUGCUCCCACCUCAGAAAUGGUCCCGGUUAUCAGCAGCAUGUACCCCAUAGCCCUCACCCGCGCCGAGAUGCCAAAUGGUGCCCCCCAGGAGCUGGAAAAGAAGAAUAUCCACCUGCCAGAGAAGAGUCUGCCUUCUGAAAGAGGUCUGUCCCCCACCAACAGUGGCCACGACUCCACGGACACUGACAGCAACCACGAGGAACGCCAGAAUCACAUCUACCAGCAAAAUCCCAUGGUCCCUCCUCGCGUCCGCAAUGGGAUGCCGCUUCUGAAGGAGGGCCCCCGCUCUUAUGAACUCCUCAAGCCCCCACCCAUCUGCCCAAGAGACUCCAUCAAAGUGAUCAACAAAGAAGGAGAGGUGACGGAUGUGUACCGGUGUGACCACUGCCGAGUCCUCUUCCUGGAUUACGUUAUGUUCACUAUUCACAUGGGUUGCCAUGGCUUUCGUGACCCUUUUGAGUGUAACAUGUGUGGAUAUCGAAGCCAUGAUCGUUAUGAGUUCUCGUCUCAUAUAGCCAGGGGAGAACACAGAGCCAUGCUGAAAUGAACAUCCAGGCCCAGAGAUAAUUGUCACCUGAUCAUUCCAUAUCAUUUUUAAAAACUGAUAAUGCCACUUGCCAAAUCACUCUCAAACUCAGUUCCAAACCCCUUUCUACACCAUUUUAGUGUCCAAAGGAUCACAUUCACGUGGGCAGCAGAGAAAUGCUGUCCCCAUUCAGAAAUCGUUUGCAGAUAUAUCAUGUUACUACUUUUGUGAAACCUGUAUUUUCCCAUCAGGGAAAUUUAAAAGCCAAUGAAAUAUUUGGUCAUUAUUUUUUGUAGCAAUAGAGAGGCAUUCUUUGGAGUCUAUUGCCAAUCAGAAGAGUCCCCUGGUUUUGCUGUGUGAAACAUUGUUUUCUAAAUACAUCGGCCAUAUGUGGAAAAGCCUCAUAGUCCUAUGCUCAGGUCCACAGAAAGAACUGUUGACCAGCUAACCUUGCUGGGAAACCUUGCCCAUCUGCACUUCACCCAGGUUUGAAAGUUUAGAAUAUGAACUCUCCAUCCCAAAUUAGAGUCUAACAGUAAGGAAAAGAACAGCCAUAAAAUAAGUUACCAAAAACCGAAGCCCCUACUCUCCAAGCAUCAGAGCCACCUCUUAUCACACAAGCGAAAAAAACCCAAGUUAUCCGAUGAUACUUCCGCUUCUACUUUUAUCCUCCCAUCUCCCAUUAAAGCUGCUUUGGGUUAAACCAGGCACAGAAGAAACUCUGUAUCAGAAGAACCAGUGGUUUAAACCUAGACUGUCGUUGGAACUCCAGGAGGUUGUUUGUUUGGAUGAUGGCAUCCUUUUCCUACGAUGGAGAUUGGCAGGCAUGGUUCUGAGCGGGGAGUGAUUCAGCAUCAUCACCAGGGAUGGAGGGAGGGAGGAACAAGCAAGCCACCAGAAGUUUUUCAUCUCCUUUUGUGGAGUAUUGGUGUACAAACCCAAAGCAAACUUGCCAAUGACUUGACAAAAAAUCCCAAAAACCAAAGAAUCCAAAGUGUAUGACUUAGUCUCCCCCAGCCCACAGGAAGGAAUCAAGGCUAGAUACCAUGAUCAGAGCUGAGCUUCCGAAUGGGUGAGGAGAGAGGACCUCUGUGGGCAGGUUCUCCUUCAUCAGGCAGGUUGGGGGUUCCACCACCCCCCGCCCCACAUUUUAAAUGGAGCUGUUGUAUUCCACAGUUUCCUGACAAUUUGCUCUUGGUUCUGCAGAUGUGUUGGACAUCUUUCUCAUUAAUUAUGGGAGACAUGCUGUCAAGGAAAAGUGCUGUGAUAAUUGUAAAAUUAGCACUGGAAUAGGGGUCACACAAUCUGUUAGCUGAAUUCCAUGUUUGCCACUAAUUAGUGGAAUGACUUUGGGCAAAUCACUUAACUCUUAAAACUAAGUUUCCUCAACCACAGAAUUAGGGGUUGGAUUGGAUUUUGAUGUUCUCUUAAGGUCUUUUCCAGUUUUAAAUUUAUGUGAUUGUGUAGUAACCACAAUUAUUUUUUUUUUAACCUCUUAAUGUAUGGGUAUUAAGCAGAAGAGUGUGUGUAUAUGAAUAUAUGUUUCACAUUUCUUUGGUGUGAAAAUGGUAGUAUUGUUAAGUUUUUCCUUUAACCACUGAGUUGUGAGUGUGAAGGGAGAACAAAAAACAGGAAGGUAUCUUGAUCUUGCCCCCGAGUGUGCACACAAACUGGCACCUGCAGCUGCUUACAGAGCCUUAUUUUUUCUCUCCUUUGAAAGUAACUGUGUUAGGAAAAAUAAAUGCUGCUUCCAGGGACCACUUCCUGGAGCCUAUUUACAAAUUAAGAGUCAGUUGUGUGAACAUUUCUAGCAGAGGCAAGAAUGCCCAAUUCCUGGUAGAAUAGUGUUUUAUGUAUCUGCCUUGAUAUUUCGAAAGGGCUUUAUGCAUUAGGCUCAAACUCAACGCGUCUGUGUGCUGCCAGUAAUUUAAAUGUUCCACCUCAGACUGCACAAAUGGCUUAUCCUUCUUUGUAGCAUGGCGUCUGUCUCAGGAAAAAAAGAUUUUGUGAAAUUCCAUGGCAACAGUCCCAACAUGUUUGAGAUUUCAGCUAGAAGACUAGAAGGAUUUCGGUGUGUGGGAUUCUGAACAUCACUGUGUGUCUGUAAUCCUAGACCCCAAGCCACACCAGGUUGUUUACACCCAUUGUGAAAGAGGAGCUGCUUGUUAUAUUUUUGAAAUAUCACACAUCCUGUUGACUCUUUAGGGGACAAAAGGAAGAAAAUUCGGAAGCAAGGAUUAGCAGAAGAGAAAGCUAGGGAAAGCGAGUAUUUCCACCAGCUUAGGGGGAGAGUCUUUAGAGAAAACAUCAUCUUCUGCACUUUAAGAUAGUGAAACUAAAGCCCUUCCCACCAAGAUGGGGACUCUGUAGCUAUGACCCUGGUUUUCUCUGUGAUUUCUGAAUUUUCUGAAUGAUUUCCAUUGUUCUGAGGUCAGUUUUGUGAGUGAGGUGACCCCUCACACAGGCUGCACAUUCACUGUUGCAUUCUGAGCCUCGGAUUGGGACAUGUCAAGUCCCGAGAAAAUGUGUAUGUGGAAACUCCACAUUCUUCUAUCUUGAAAUUGAACAGGGUGGAAUGUAGCAGUUGCCACAAUACAGGUAAACACUUAACUUCUGCAGGCACUCCUUAUGCUACUUAACCCUCUCCCUUGCUUGGGGUGGGGAAGGAGGUGAAGAACCUUAGCAAGAUGCCUAGAGAGGAGGGCAGGUUAAGAUUUACAUCUGACCCUGCUUUACAGUGAGGUGUUCGGCAGCUUCUGACAGCACAGUCCUCUUCUCAGCCAGAGUCCCUGUGACUGUGAGCUGUGUAGGUUUUCUUUCUCCUUCACUUUCCCCAAUCCUCUUAUUAGCCAGGCCCCUACCACACACCCAGGAGGCCGAAAUCUGAGGAACAGCCAAACCAGUGAAAAAUUCCCCUACAGCCAAGGUGGUAAAGGAGUGGAAAAGGAAGAGGGCUGUUCUCCAAACGUUUUUUCUUGUUAUUUGAAGUGUUGCCUGUGUUCCCUCCUUCAGUUCCCUGGCAGAAGUGUCUUCCCCAUUAUACUGCACACCACCACCAGAAGAAAAUAUUAAUAAAUCCACAAGUCUUUAGAUUCCUUAAAUCAUUCUUCCAAGAAGAUAUUAACCUUGACACAGAUAAGCUAGCUAAUGUUAUGCUUUGUUAUCCAUUCUAAGCUGUUCCUGACUCAGCUUCCAACUUUAUCAGUGACAAAAUGUCUCACCGUUUAAAGGCAAAGCUUAUUUAACAUUUUACCAGACCCAGAAGUAAAAUGACCUCAGAUUUCUUUUGCAAAGAGAGAUGUUUAAAAACACAUUUUAUUCAGUUGAAACACCGUGUUAGUAACAAACCUAGCUUCUGCAUAAUGCUUUUUCCAAGGAGCUUCUGUAUCACUUGUUUUAUUCCCCUCCUCUGCUUUUUUCCCCCAGCUAAAUGUGAGGUUUAGAAUGUUUUUAGGGGAAAAAAGCAAUACUUCUGAUAUAUAUCCCAGGACAGGCAGUAAGACUGCAGUGUAAAUGUUAAAUGUUUAGUGUUUGAAGUUGUAACUUUAAAGUGUACCCCACUAUGAGUAGGUACGUUGGUCUCUAGUGGAGAUUUGGAAACUCUAUAAUACUCAAGAUUUGAGUCCUCAGAGUGUCCGGGCUCUUUGACAAACAGAGUUAAAAGUUUGAGUUAAAGAAGAGAAAAGAAAGGGGAGUGAUGAAAAGUUUGCCCUAGAAAAUGGACUCAGGCUGUGCAGAAGAUAAGAAAUAGGCAGUGAUCCUCCUCAUCUUUUAAAGAAUCAGGAGCUAUUUUUGUGCUCAGAAAGUACAGUUCAGAGACUCUCUAUAGGCAGAGUUCAGAAAAGCAGAAUGAUUGGGGAUUUAAGUGCCUAUGAAAAGGACAAUUUUGACCUAAAACCAAAAACUAAACCAAAACCUGGGCCAUCCCAGGGAAAGGACUCGUCUCUAAGCCUAACUGACUGAAAAGGUCUGAGAAUGAUCCGUGAACCCAGGGUCGGAGACUGUGGACUUGGAAGAGCCUAGAAGAGUGGUCUAGACUUUGGACUUGUGUAGUUCCUAGCGCAAGACUGUACCUUUGUUGACCCAAGCUGUAUAUAGCCUGUCCCACACCGUGUCAUCAACAUGAGAAACAGGUCUUUGCACUUUGAAGAAGCUGGAUGCAAGUUUCCUCUGAAUAUUACAAUCGUGAACUGUCAUAUGCUGAUAUUGAAUUGCUAUUUGAAACUGGAAUGUUAAUGUUUUGAUUUUUAAAAAUGUAAGGACAUAACAAUAUCUACCUCCCAAGGAUGUUGUGAGGUUUUAUGUAAUUUUGUCUAUUAGGUAACAUUACUUUGUUUUUGGGGGGGAAGCGGGUGGAUUAUGUUGGGUGGCUGUAGAUUUUCCACAUAUUUCUGUAUCUGGAUUUAAAGACAUGGAAAAUAUUCAAAAAUCAUACUAAGACCAUGAUAGAAAUUCACUUGCCAAUAGAGGCAACUUACCCCGAACACACAGUUUGCUUCAUGUUGUUUUAAUGCCUAAGAGUAAAGAAUAUGCUGAACCUUAGAACCAAUGGGCAUGAACCACAUGGUACAGAAACUUCAUGACUUUGCAGUCAGAUUAAGUAAACCGGCUUUGCUCGCUCACCAUCUUAUGAGCCCUCCACCAUUAAUUCUCCCAGCGAUUUAGUUCCCUCAAGUGGUCCUCACCAUCCAUCCAUCCAUCAAUCUCACUUUAGAAAGCCCAAGAGCAGUUCCAUGAUGUCACCCACCUUCUCCCAAGCCCAAGUCACACAUCUGUGGGGCCUACUUCAUUUUCUGUAUGUGGGGGCAGCUUUGCUUCUUCCUCUCCUAAGAAGGCUGAGAAUAGACCUUUUGACAUGUUAGGAAAAUGGGGCAGCCUUAAAAAUGACUGAUCCCAUUGCCAGUGACUCAUUUACACAAGGACUUUUCCAGGUUAGCAGACAAGGCCCUUUUCAGUGGGCCUGCUUCUGUGGGUUCACAGAAACCAAAUUACUGUGGGUUGCAAAGAAUUAGCAGGUCAUUUGAAAAGCAGACAUCCCUUUACCCAGACUGUGGUUUUGCAUGCUCAAGUUCUCAGUCUGUAAGCUUUGGUGAGGGAUCAUUUUGGCUACUGGAAAAACCGUAGCUUAUUUUUAAUUUCUGGCUGCCAAAGCCACCACACGUGUGGUCUGUGGAUGACCCUAGUCUGCAGAAUGACGGGGUGGGGGAGUGAGAAGGGAACGUGGUUUGGGGCUCAGGGUGGCCUUCCCACCAGGAGUGAGGGAAGGAGAGCUUGCCGAGUGGUUUUGACACAGCCUGUGCUCAUAGCACUCUUGUCUGAGUUUCUCAGAAAUGCCCUCCCUGCCCAGCAGUGACCUUCCCUCUUGACCUGGAGUCUGACCCUUUGGAGCACUGUAGCACCCUACUCCUCUGUAAAGACUGUACAGGUUCAGCUUCUGAAAUGUAGCAAUGCUCACCUUGCCAGAACCCUAAUGAGUGCAUUCCCGCAUUGAAAACAACCCUGCUGAUAGUUUUCAAAGUUUCUUUAUGAUGUUUGAUUUUUACAUUGAAAAAUGAAAUAAAAAAUACUGGUGUGUUUAAAAUUA
Odocoileus virginianus texanus is the source of this 7304-nucleotide messenger RNA. RefSeq names its product IKAROS family zinc finger 3 (gene IKZF3). Gene Ontology annotation, cellular component: nucleus. Gene Ontology annotation, molecular function: DNA-binding transcription factor activity; RNA polymerase II cis-regulatory region sequence-specific DNA binding. The record is from RefSeq and is a predicted model, not a curated record. Gene Ontology annotation, biological process: regulation of transcription by RNA polymerase II. Lineage: Eukaryota; Metazoa; Chordata; Mammalia; Artiodactyla; Cervidae.